CUGCUAUAUCUUGUGAAUAUUUUUUUUCAAAUUUCUACAAAAAGUAGCACACAGAUUGAGCAAUGUAGGUAGAAAAAACAACUACUGGAUUCCCAUGAGACUUCACAGAGGGAGGUUUUACAUUGUGGCUACAAACCUCCAGUCAGACUCAGCUGUGCCUGCAGUGCAGAGUCAACUCAGCGAGAGGACAGUUAACUGCAGGAAAACACAGGAGCUGGAACUGUAUGCAUUCAUAUCUGCUGAAGAGGACGCCAGUACAUGUGGAGGUGAAAGCAGUUUGAAGUUCCCAGAUGGCCCCUUCCACCUGGUUGGUCCUGCUGCUACAGCUGCUCAGCUGGAUAUCCGCUGGCCAGGCCUGUUUCUGUGACCGCUACCCCUGGGGAUCCUGGUCCGCCUGCUCCCAGACCUGCAACCACGGGACACAGCACAGGCGCAGGGCUUUUAAUUUUCUUGAUGGAUAUUUCUGGAAGAGCAGCUGCCUUCAGCUGUGUGAGGCGCAUGACAGAAGAGCUUGUAACGAGCAGGCCUGUCCCAUCAACUGCCUGCUCACUGAGUUCGGGCCUUGGUCCGACUGCUCGCCCUGCGCUAAGAUUCAGUUACGGACGCGGUCUGUCCAGAGGCCGUCCCAGUUUGGUGGAUCGGCCUGCAGCCCGGAGCUGACAGAGGAGAGGCCCUGUUACCCCGCCACAGAGUGCAAGUUAGCACCCAUCGACUGCAGAGACGACUUCAAGUGUGAAAAUGGACGCUGCAUCAACUCGACGCUGACAUGCAACAGGCAGAACGACUGUGGAGAUAACUCUGAUGAAAAAGACUGUGGUGAAUUUAAAAUUGUGUGUCCAGCGGAGAAGAGAGUGGCCCCCGGGGCUGACCUGGUGGGAAAUGGGUUUGAUGCUCUAGCCGAGGAGCCAAGGGGAGCGGUAUUGGACAACAUGUUCAUGGGAGGAAGUUGCAACAUCAAGAGGCCUCAGAGCACGACGCUCUACCACCGAAUCCCUCACAACUUUGAGAGCUUUGAAAUUAAGGUUGGCGAGCUGGAGGACUUCAGCAAAGAGCCCCAUCAGCUGCACACUGAGCCUAUCAAUUUCAAGACGUCCAGCUCAUCUGGAAUGAGCCAACAAGACCAAGAUAACUUUUUUAUCCCCAUUAUUUUUCUCCCCUUGUUUUUCUACACUGGGAGUUCUAUGUCGAGUUCCACCAAUAACAAGGAAGCUUUUGAAGCUUCAAAGAAAACGGACUCCAAGUUUUUCCGGGUGCACCAGGUUCUGCCCAUAUCCACGUUCAAGGUGAGGGCUCCGUCGGACCUUGUCCUGGCACAGCCUUUCCUCCAGUUCCUUCAUGCGCUUCCUUUGGAAUACAACUACCCCCUCUACAGGGACAUCUUCCAGCGCUUUGGGACUCACUACUACAGCUCAGGGAAACUAGGGGGCCACUAUGACCUGUUGUAUCAGUACAGCCGAGAAGAGCUCACCAGUUCAGGUCAAACAGAAGAGCACACCAUGAGCUGCCUGGGCAGUGAGACCACCUUUACCGUCAUCCUCUACUCACAACACAGCAGUGUAACCCGAUGCCACAACAACAGGAUGACUGAGAAAUAUGAAGGCUCGUAUAUUCGGUCAGCAGAAAAAUCUUUCUCCAUGGUGAAAGGAGGUCGAGCCCGAGAGGCAGCAGCUCUGGCCUGGGAGAGGCAGGGCCCCACUCCGGACCGAACUUCUUACAAGAACUGGGCCAAGUCUGUUCUCGAAAACCCUGCUAUGGUCCAAUCCCAGGUCCACAGCAUCAUAGAUCUGGUUCAGGGAAUCCCAUGUGCUGUCACCAAGAGGAGACACCUGAGGAGGGCCCUGCUGCAGUACCUGGACGAGUUUGAUACCUGCAAGUGCGCUCCUUGCCCCAACAAUGCCAGGCCCGUUCUCUCAGGCACAGAGUGCAAGUGUGUUUGCCAAGCUGGAACAUUUGGAACGAACUGUGAGAAACGAGCUCCCGACUACACUUCAGAGGCGGUAGAUGGUUACUGGAGCUGCUGGGGGCCAUGGAGUGGCUGUGGAGCCUCGAUGAAGAGACAUCGGACGAGGCGAUGCGAUAACCCUGCCCCCCUCCGAGGAGGCCAACCCUGCAAGGGUCUUGAGAGACAUGAGAGUCCAUGUCACAUCUCCAUCUUUGAAAAACAGGAGACUUGCGACAAUGACGACGACUUCACUAUUGGCUGGAAGGACGAGCUGCCUCCUGGUGUGCAGGGCUGCCUGAGGCCACAGAGGCCCGCCAACAGCUUCCUCCGGAAAGCAAAGCAGUAUUAUGACUUUGGUGAGGAUGAGGAGUUCCAGUGCUACACUGGAUUUGAUCUGGAGGGUUUUCAGUUCAUCAACUGUCUUCCUGAUGGGACGUGGAGUCAACCAAAAGGAAGAUGCACCAGGAACGUGUGCCUUCCUCCUGAGAUCCCUGAUAGCAUGACGCUGUUUCCCAACAAAGUCGAGUACAGGGUGGGGGAAUCCGUGCGUUUGAGCUGUAACGAGCCGGACCUGCGGCCGCUGCCAGCGUCCUUCUUCAGAUGCAGCGGCAGUUCCACCUGGCAGCCUCCAUUACCGUCUGACCUACGCUGCACUGAUGAGGUACCAUUUGUUCCUGAGAGUCAGUGCAGCCCAGGACAGAAGCGACAGGGCUCUAAAUGUGUCUGUAUUCAACGCGAGCGCUGCCUAUCACAACCAGACAGUCUCUGCAUCCUAAACUUGGACAUUGGUGUCACCGUGCCAAUGUCCCUGUGCUCCUUCCAUGUUGGCCGUUGCCACGGUGACCCGCUCUUCUUUGUCAACGAAGGCGCGUGUGACACGGCUGAUUUGGCCAAACUGGAGUGGGCCAUCUUCAGAGCCAACAUGUCCUCUAAGAGCUCUGUCCAGGAGCGCUGUGAUCUCAACACGUGUUAUGAAUGGGAGACCUGCUCGGCGUCUAAGAAGUGUGAGUGCAGAGCUGCUCGGAACUGCCCCGGAGGUCAAGAGUACACGUUCUGUGUGAAGCUGACCCGGACCCAGAGGACUCGCAGCAUGGACCUUUGUUCUAUGGCUGCCCUCAAAUGUGCCAGCUACCAGUUUGAGAUUCUCAAUGAAGGCGUCUGUGAGUCCACAUGAUCCUUCAAAAUCUUUUUCUGCACUCGACCUCAACCUGAAUUCAUCUCCCAUCUCACAUUAUAGCCAUAAGCACAUAUUGCGUGUUUUUCUUUAAAAACAUUACAUUCGUAAAAGAAAACUAGACUGGUAUUCAGGUAUACUUGGGUGCAAGAACCCGGGGCAACUUAUCUCUAAGUCUAAAAUGGACUCAAACCUGUGUUUUUGGAUGCACUCAUUUUGCUCGGGUAGGUUCAAAGGUUUCAGAGGCUAUUUUCAAAAAGAAUUACCUGGUAUGGUAUAUGCAAUUUUCUUUUAAAGGGCAUCAUCACAUUUUGUUUAGCAUAUUUUUUAAGACAAUACUGUAUCUGACAACAAUAUGUAUCAUACUGUCAUCUAAUGUCAGAUUUGCACCAAAUUUGAAACGGGCAAUGUGGCGUACAUAUCACAUUUGAGUAAUUUGGGUAACACCUAUAUUGGUGAUUUGGUUCAAAAAUAUCAUUAAAUAUUGACAUACAUGUGAAAGCACCAAAGCUUAAUUUCCACCAAGUUGGUAUAUGUCUAUACUGGAUAGGCAUAUUUAGUAUAUGUUUGGUGACAGUUGAACAACUAUAUGCCAUAAAACCACCCUGAGAUAUGAUUGAUAUAGGAAUGACCGUUAUAGGGCCACAUAUGUUGGAUUGGCAGUAGAUCUGCACCAAUGGUUGGUCUACCCUAUGUGAUGAGGGUAGACCAAGAGAAAAUGGGUUUCACAUACUGUAUUUCACAGAAUUUCACAGUUUGUGCAUGCACCCCUAAAAACAGAAUAACAUGAAAGCACAGAAGUCUUUAAUCCUGUGGAUAUUUGGGAAAAAACAUAACGUUGGGAUUUUAAAGCUUUGCAGAUAGACUGUCGAUGUGUAAAAGGCUAAAAACGGGAAUGAAAGGUUUAUGACUUCACAGAGGUCCCAGACAACAUUAUCAAAGAGGGGCUUUACCGUUUGGAAAAUUAAUUACAUGCACAGAGUGGAAUAUUAACACAUAUAGAGAAUCAUAAAUUCCUACCAGUGUCUGUUUUUUUAUUUCUUUUGGAGAUUUUGUACUAUUUGGAUCCCACCUCAGAAUAUUGUUCUAACCUUACAUGCUUAGGAAUGUGACCAAGAGAUAUCUAAAUUAAGUUUUUUUUUUUUUUUUUUACAAUGACUCAAAUAAAAUGAGGAAGACUCACCUAAGGGUGAUAAUUCACAAAGAAGGAUGCACACUAUAGAUAAUCACUGCCAAAUAUACUUCUUAUCAAGUCAUUUAUGUGUGUUUUUGAGUCCUAAGAUCGGAAAAUUCUCACUGCUGUUGCAGAUUUCAUUUUUAUUAAGAAAAUAAAAGUUGCAAAUGAAGUUUUACAUGUUGCAAGCAAUGUGCUGUCCUUUUAUGAAAACUCCAACCAAACCAAAAAGUUGGGCUCUGUUUGAAACAACUUGAAAAAUAUCUUUAAGUGUACCGGAAGACUUAUUUUCAGUUAAUUUCUAUUUUUUAAACAUUAUUUUAUGACUCAAUUGGCAAGAUGAGUAAUAUACCAAAUUACAGAACAACCAUCCCCAAAGGAUUGUCAAAAUAAGAGCGUAUCCAGUGCACUAAAAUGAAUGGAAUUCUGCUCAAUGGUUUAUUGAAAUGACACAUGAUUUUAUAUAUAUGUUAUAUAACUAUGGAAAAAACUACAGAAAGAAAUUCCAAGUUAUGAGGCCACAUAAUCAAAGCAAGGUAUUUGGAAACCAACCCAUUUUGAAUUCAUAGGAAGUGGUUUGUGAAAUGGUGUGGUUCAGAAGUAGAGCUUUCAAAUUGAUAUAUUUUCACAAAAACAAGACAACAAAAAUGUAUCCUAAAAAGUGUUUUAUUAACUUCCUACAACAAAAACAAUAAAUUUAGCAUUUUGUCAAACCUUUAGAACAGAAUCUUAUUUUACAUGCAAAUGUUUUUCAUCAUCAGCAACUCCACGACAAAUAUAAAAAGAGGAUAGGGCGGGUGACACUUCUAAACAGAAAUAUAAGUAAUUUCAUAUCUCGAUAACAAUAUCUAUCGCGAUAUAGCAUGUUGUAAUUCAAUAAAUAAAUUGUCUAGAUGAAAUAAUCACAAAGCAAAGCCUAUAUUUGUGUACUCCUGUGUGUAUUAAAUAUUUACAAAU
This is a messenger RNA of Etheostoma spectabile (orangethroat darter), 5247 nucleotides long. It is a transcript of the gene c6.2, whose product is annotated as complement component 6, duplicate 2. NCBI's taxonomy places the organism in Eukaryota, Metazoa, Chordata, Actinopteri, Perciformes, Percidae. Gene Ontology annotation, cellular component: membrane attack complex. Gene Ontology annotation, biological process: complement activation. The coding region runs from base 291 to 3116 and encodes 941 amino acids. The transcript is spliced from 18 exons. Gene Ontology annotation, molecular function: protein binding. The record is from RefSeq and is a predicted model, not a curated record.